This is a messenger RNA of Meriones unguiculatus (Mongolian gerbil), 4702 nucleotides long. RefSeq names its product Rho GTPase activating protein 45 (gene Arhgap45). NCBI's taxonomy places the organism in Eukaryota, Metazoa, Chordata, Mammalia, Rodentia, Muridae. Bases 1257 to 4256 code for a protein of 999 amino acids. Gene Ontology annotation, biological process: signal transduction; activation of GTPase activity. Gene Ontology annotation, cellular component: membrane. The record is from RefSeq and is a predicted model, not a curated record. Gene Ontology annotation, molecular function: GTPase activator activity. The transcript is spliced from 22 exons.
GCUGCACGGUGAAAGCGGGAGGGGAGGAGGGGGGUGAGGUGGUGCAAGCCUUCCAGGCCGGCGCGCAGGCAGGAGGCGCUCUGUGAGUUCCAGAGCAACAGGCCUACGUCUGAGCUCCAUCCAGCUCAGCCACAGAAUUACACAGUGAGACCCCGACUCAAAAGAAAGACAAAUAAAUGAAGAAGAAGAAAAAUGAAAAAGAAGGAGAAAGAAGAGAAGGGAGGGACACGAGGAGGCUGCUCUGAAGGAUGUGCGGGAGCUUGAUGCCCUGCAGGGGAAUGUCAUUUGUUCACAUACAUAGAACCCAAGAUUGUAUCCAAGGACCACUGUGUGAGGACAGAUGGCUGCAGAGGCUCAAGGGCCCUGGACGCAGUCCCGGUCGCGGAAGGUGUUAAAACAGGACACUGCCCGUGCGGUACUAGGAGCCUGAGCCUGCGGCCUGAGGCAUAUCAGUUCCGUUUUCUCCUGCACGCGGGUUGCUGACGGCUCCCGUUUCCUCCAGAGUUAUUUUCACCUCCUUCCUGUUUGUCUCCGUCAGCCCAGAGAGAUAGAUGGGUCGGGUCGGGCACCAGCCUCAGCACCCCCAGUGGCUGCUCCCCGGAAACCACAUGUCAGAGUGGUGCCCAGAGCUCAUCCCCACUCCCAGGGAGGUGGGGGCCUGAGUGUGGCCUCACCCAGGGGCCUGUGCGGGCCAGCUCCCUCCGGGCAGAGGAUGGGAGCCCCGAAACUUACCUGGUCUCGGGGCGGAGGUUGCAUCUGCUUUUCUGGGGAAGCCUUCAUCUCAGGCCUUUCCUUCCCCGGGCGUCCUUGGAGGCCUGCCUGGCGGGCGCGGGUCACCUGCUGGCUUGCUGGGGCCCAGGCCUUACAGGUCUCACCGGCCGGUUCCGCACAACCUCUGCGCCAGGUUUUUACUAAACAAGAAGAGAAUCAAAGUACGUUUUAGACUGUAGCUGGGAGUGGACACAGGCCACACAAGGCCCUUUCUCGGGAGCCUUCUCCUGCCCUGGGGCUCCAACUCCGGGCCUCAGUUUCCCUGCAAACCCAACCCUCUCUCCCAGUCAAAUUCCUUCUCUGAGUUUAGGAAACAGCCCUUGCGCGGAGAUCUGGGGGGUGGGGUUGUUCCCAGAGAUAGGCGGGGCCUGAGGACCGGCCUAAGCCGGUUUGGCUGUUGGCCAACCCCCAAGGACCCCCAGGCGCUGAGGACCCUGGUCGCCUGACCGCGUAGUAGCUCUCUGUCCUUCCCGGCACCCUGAGCCAUGUGUGUCUGUGGGACGCUGCAUCGAGCGCUGGGCCACGGCCCCCAGCGCUGCCACACGGGGCCCCGAGACCUCCUGGAGGCCCGCCGGCCACUGGCCCACGAGUGUCUGGGAGAAGCUCUGCGCGUGAUGCACCAGGUCAUCUCCAAAUACCCACUCCUGAACACCGUGGAGACCCUCACAGCCGCCGGCACGCUCAUUGCCAAGGUCAAAGCCUUUCAUUAUGAGAGCAACAACGAGGCAGAUAAGAGGGAGUUUGAGAAGGCUCUGGAGACCAUCGCUGUGUCCUUCAGCUGCACCGUGUCUGAGUUUCUUCUGGGCGAAGCGGACAGCAGCACCCUCCUGGCCGUUCCCCCCGGGGACCCCAGCCAGGCCAUGGAGAACCUCUACGGCGCCGGCGAGGGGUCCCCGCCCAGCGUGGACGAGUGCGAGGAAGGCUGCCUGUCCCCCGAGGCGGUGGACAUGCUCCUCCAGCGCUGCGAGGGGGGCGUGGACGCCGCGCUCCAGUACGCGAAGGACAUGGCCAGGUACAUGAAGGACCUCAUCAGCUACCUGGAGAAGCGGACCACUCUGGAGAUGGAAUUCGCCAAAGGCCUGCAGAAGGUUGUGCACAACUGCAGACAGAGCAUCAUGCACGAGCCCCACAUGCCGCUGCUGUCCAUCUACUCACUGGCCCUGGAACAGGACCUGGAGUUCGGCCACGGCAUGGUGCAGGCGGCGGGGACGCUGCAGACCCAGACCUUCGUGCAGCCCCUGACCCUGAGGCGGCUGGAGCAUGAGAGACGCAGGAAGGAGAUCAAAGAGUCCUGGCAUCGCGCGCAGAGGAAGCUGCAAGAGGCAGAGGCCAAUCUUCGCAAGGCCAAGCAGGGCUACAAACAGCGCUGUGAAGACCACGACAAGGCCCGGCUACAGGUGGCCAAAGCCGAGGAGGAACAACAGGGCGGGACGCCAGGCGCAGGGACCACUGCCUCUAAGUCGCUGGACAAGAGGCGGAGGCUGGAGGAAGAGGCCAAAAACAAGGCUGAGGAGGCCAUGGCCACUUACCGCACGUGCGUGGCAGACGCAAAGACACAGAAGCAGGAGCUGGAGGACACGAAGGUGACGGCGCUGCGGCAGAUCCAGGAGGUCAUCAGACAGAGUGAUCAGACCAUCAAGUCGGCCACCAUCUCCUACUACCAGCUGAUGCACAUGCAGACGGCGCCGCUGCCCGUGAACUUCCAGAUGCUGUGCGAGAGCAGCAAGCUGUACGACCCGGGCCAGCAGUACGCGUCGCACGUGCGCCAGCUGCAGCGAGGCGAGGAGCCCGACGUGCGCUACGACUUCGAGCCUCACGUCUCCGCCAACGCGUGGUCCCCGAUCAUGCGGACGCGGAAGGGCAGCUUCAACCCCGGGGAUGCUCCGGCAUCCGACGCCGCCGGCGGUGCCCCCGAGGAAGGUGGCGCCCCCGAGGGGGCUCCCGGCAAGGACCACCGGGGGGGACGUGGGCACCAGGUUCAUAAGUCCUGGCCCAUCAGCAUCGCAGACGCCGAGGUCGGCCUGGACGCCAGCGCAGGGGACUUGAAGAAGUCCGAGCGAACGUCGUCCAGCGGGACCAUGUCGUCCAGCGAGGAGCUGGUGGAGCGGGAGGCUGGCUUGGGGGCCCCCGCCUUCGAGUCAGCUGACCUCAACGGCAUGGACCCCGACUUACCCGUGGCCGUGCCCAGCGGGCCCUUCCGCCACGUGGGGCUGUCCAAGGCCGCCCGCACACACCGGCUCCGCAAGCUGCGCACACCCGCCAAGUGCCGGGAGUGUAACAGCUACGUGUACUUCCAGGGCGCCGAGUGCGAGGAGUGCUGCCUGGCUUGUCACAAGAAGUGCUUGGAGACCCUGGCCAUCCAGUGCGGCCACAAGAAGCUUCAGGGCCGCCUGCAGCUCUUCGGACAGGACUUCAGCCACGCGGCCCGCGGCACCCCCGACGGCGUGCCCUUCCUUGUCAGAAAGUGUGUCUGCGAGAUUGAGCGGCGGGCACUGCACACCAAGGGCAUCUACCGCGUCAACGGCGUGAAAACGCGCGUGGAGAAGCUCUGCCAGGCCUUUGAGAACGGCAAAGAGCUGGUGGAGCUGUCGCAGGCCUCCCCCCACGACAUCAGCAACGUCCUGAAGCUCUACCUGCGGCAGCUGCCGGAGCCGCUCAUCUCCUUUCGCUUCUACCACGAGCUGGUGGGACUAGCCAAGGACAGCCUGAAGGCCGAGGCCGAGGCCAAGGCUGCGAGCCGGGGCCGGCAGGAUGGGGCGGAGAGCGAGGCUGCAACCUUGACCAUGGCGGGCCGCCUGCGUGAGCUCAUGCGGGACCUGCCGGCUGAAAACCGGGCCACGCUGCUGUACCUGCUGAGGCACCUGCGAAGGAUCGUGGAGGUGGAGCAGGAUAAUAAGAUGACCCCUGGGAAUCUGGGCAUCGUUUUUGGGCCCACACUGCUGCGGCCUCGGCCCACCGAGGCCACUGUGUCCCUCUCCUCCCUGGUGGACUACCCCCACCAGGCCCGUGUCAUUGAAACCCUGAUCGUCCACUAUGGCCUGGUCUUUGGGGAGGAGCUGGAGGAGUCACCUGGCAGCCAGGAGGGGGUGCCCCCCCAGUGUGCCCAGCUGGAGACCACUGAAGGCAUUGUCAGCCCCCUGCAGGAGGAGGCAGAGGAUGGAGGCCAAGAAUCCCGAGUGGCGUCCAAUGACUCGGACUCCGAGCUGGAAGAAGCCUCUGACCCCCUGUCUUCCUCCGACGCCAGCGCCCUGCACCGCUUCAGUUUCCUGGAGCAGACGGAGGCAGGCCUGGAGGAAGGUCCCCAGAGCCGCAGUGGCAGUGAGGAGCAGCUGGAGGGUGAGGAGGGAGACCCGGGCCAGCGGCUGUGCGCCUUCAACAGCAACCAGUCCAACAACACAGCACAGGCCCCUCUGCCCGCCAUGCGCCUCCGAGACGGGCAGAUCACGGGUGGCACCAGUCAGGAGCGACGGCCACAGUUCGUCUGACCUGGUGCUGGAGAGCAUUGAUGCCCACUGCCAGCCACUCUGAGGGACACUAAGGGCCCCUUGACUUGGGGAUUUUCCCACAGUGCUGAGAAAGCACCUCAGGGAGCUCAGGGGCCUCGCAGGGAGUGGCCUGACUGACUGGACUUGGCUGGCGUAGGUGCAGCAGCUGGAUUCCCGUGGUCCCCAUCAUUCCAGGGUGCCAGGCGCACCCCUGCCUAGAUGUGUCUGGGGGGGUGUAGCGUUGGGGUUAGAGGCCAGUCAGGAUGCCGUGUAGUGGGUGCAGCCUGGCAUCUGUGUGCGGAGCUGGGGCAGCUCUGGUGUGGAGCCCUGCAGGAGGCUGGGCGGGACAGCCAGGUUGGGAGCGCCCAGUAGGCCUCUCCCAAGGUGCAGUGGAGGACUUUUACCCAUGCACCGUUUUGCUUGGAAUAAAUUUCUUACCCGACUGA